Molecule: messenger RNA, 4744 nt
Organism: Salmo salar (Atlantic salmon)
Lineage: Eukaryota; Metazoa; Chordata; Actinopteri; Salmoniformes; Salmonidae
Product: inositol polyphosphate multikinase
Biological process (GO): inositol phosphate biosynthetic process
Cellular component (GO): nucleus; cytoplasm
Molecular function (GO): inositol-1,4,5-trisphosphate 3-kinase activity; inositol tetrakisphosphate kinase activity
Source: RefSeq, a predicted model, not a curated record
CUGCGCUGAAGCGGUUGCCAGAAGUAGAUAGAAUUGCGACAGUAGGGGCAGUGUCGAAAGUGUUGUUAGGUAACGUUAGCUAGCUAGAUGGGAUAGCCGCCCAGACACACACAUUGGAUAAGGUUCGAAUGUGAAGGUCCUUGCAACUCUUCAAAGACAUUGAUAGCGUGUCCGACAUUAUAUCGUUUCCCAUGCUGUUUUUUUAUUGAUAAACAAUUUCGCGUCAAGGAGCCUGUACGUCAGAUAUGAUGUCACGAUUAGCAGCCUGUCUUUUAGCAUUGUGGGACGUGUAAUGUAAGCAGCAAACAACGGGGCUUGUUUGUAAUGUAUGUGUUUUCCAAAUAGCAAUCUAAACGGGUCGCGCUAUAAGUAGUUUAGAGGAAACUCCACUUUUCGACAUUGCGCGCAAAUAUAGGUCUUGUCAUCAAAACAGUUUCGGGAGAGAAGUGUAUACGUUUCUAUUGAGGAAGUGGGAUGUGGCCAGACUGUAUUAAUGUUGCCGACCAAGAUAUGAAACUCAUUGUAGCAGUGCUUUUGGAGCCUUGCUACAUUUUAAAUACUAACGCGAGCCCAUUUGACCAAUUCGAUGGAGACACCCCUCGGGGCUCGGAAUUGUGUGGGGGGUUGCUCAGAUUACCAAACUGAUAUCAACAUGUGAAUUAAAGAUUGCCUAUUUUAUUUUAUUGAAAGCCAUUGAAUUGCGAAUGUCAACUCAACAUCAGAUAAUGGACUCAUCUUUAGCUUUGGGAAGACUGGAAAUCAAUAGACCCAUGGUGAACCUGGGGACUUGUCUUUCCGGCUCGGUGAAGGAGAAGGAGAAGGGAGGAUCGCAGGCGGCGCACCUGAACGGAUGUGUUCCGCUCUCCCAUCAGGUGGCCGGUCAUAAGUAUGGCGUUGAUAAAGUAGGCAUAUUGCAACAUCCUGAUGGCACAGUACUCAAACAGCUCCAGCCCCCUCCCAGAGGUCCUAGAGAGAUGCAGUUCUACAGCAAGGUCUACGCUGAGGACUGUGGCGACCCGUGUAUGUUGGACCUCCAGCAUCACCUCCCUAAAUACUUUGGCACCUGGUCCUCGCCUGAAUCUCCUAACGAGCUGUACCUGAAACUGGAGGACGUGACUCGGCGGUUCCAGAAGCCUUGUAUUAUGGAUGUCAAGAUCGGCCAGAAAAGCUACGACCCCUACGCCUCCCAAGAGAAGCGGGACCAGCAGAUCAAGAAGUACCCUCUCAUGGAGGAGAUUGGCUUCCUGCUUCUCGGAAUGAGGGUGUACAAGGUCAACUCUGACGAAUAUCACUCGUAUGAUCAACAUUACGGGCGAGGCCUUCUCAAGGACACCAUCACAGAUGGUUUAUCCAAGUUCUUCUCUAAUGGGAGGAGUCUGAGAAAAGAUGCCAUCGCUGCCAGUAUCCUGAAGGUCCAGAACAUCCUGCGAUGGUUCGAGGGCCAGAGCCAGUUAACCUUCUACGCCAGCUCUCUGUUGUUUGUAUACGAGGGCCUGCCCCCUCCCAGCCCUGAGGGCCAUAUCUUCAGGGGCCCCCCAGAGAAGACUACGUCUGCUGCUGUUGCCUGCUGCGAGCCCAAUGAAGAAGUGUUGGAAUACAACAACAACAUCCAGGUUGCCGUGCCGCUUGACUACAGCCUGUCCACCAUGUACGCCAUGUACAAGAAGGGCUGCACCCGGGGUCACCGUGGCAAUGCCACCGGAGCCACCACGACAGGCCCCAACCCCCAGGAGGACAACAGCACGUGGAAGUGCCCAGGUCUGGUGUCAGCAGAACAACCCAACGGCAACGGUAUCAAAGCCCAACUGGAAGAGGCUGGGGUGGGGGAGGGAGGCCGGGGGGAGCCGCAUCCAGAGCAGAGAGCCAGCGAAGUGGAGGUGAGGAUGAUUGAUUUUGCCCACGUCUUCCCCAGUGAGAGCCAGGACCAAGGCUAUAUCUAUGGCCUGAAACACUUGCUGGAGGUGCUGCAGCAGAUCCUCCACCAAUAACCUUCUCUCUCCAGUGGUGUCUCUGCCUGUCCAUUGGUUAAGUGUACCCAUCUGUGUUUUACUGUGUGAAUGGAGGAGUUGUAGCGCCCACAGUCCCUCGUCCCCUCGCCCUGUGAUUCUCUGCACUAUAUGCACUAUAUCGAUGAAGUCAUUUCUCCAUAACUCUUUGUCCGAUGUAUGUGCUUCUUGAUUUUUAACCACUGUUAACAGGUAUCUAACUCAGGUAAAUGACUGUAACCAUUACUCACAGGAUUAUCUCUAAAGAGUACCCUUAAUUUGUUGGCUUGCUGAUCAUAUGUUGUAUGUUUUAUAUAAUAUUGCUCAAGUCUUUUCAGAUCUCAGAUUUCACAUCCUUUUGUCUUAAAUCUUCCCAGAAAGUUGACAGAAUGAUAAAAAUUUUAUCCAAGUUAUUAUACUCAUACAGUACAGAUUAAGUACUUUUAGCAUUGCUGUUCUCUAUAUAUUUUGCUGACAAAUUGCCUGUUCUUCUUACCCAGAACAAAAAAAAAUGAACAAAAAUCGUGCAUAAUUGCAUCAGAUGGUCAUUUAGGUUCUGGGAGGAGAUGUUAAGAGAAAGAUACUAAUGUGACUUGCGAGGUCUCCACCCCAACAAAAUGGAAACUUUGCAAGUUUCAGGCAAGUCUAUGGGCCAAAUGUCCCUUACCCUUCUGCAAUUUGAAAGAUGUGAGCACAUGCGAAACGGUGAUUUGUCAAAGUGAGAAAUCAGUGUACCGGAACAGAGCUCCUCUUUAGUCAUCACAUCUGUCCACGACAGAUUAAGAUGGCAUGGAUUGUCCUCCCUCUGCCCACUUGUACACUGUGUCGGGGUCUGUUUAAUUGUAAAGAAAUGCAAUACGCUACUCUGAUAAUGAAUGAACAAACUGACCAGAGAGAGAUUGAGUUUGUUGAUCUAGUGAUUCAUGUUCAGAGGAAUAGAAUGCCAAAGUGCUGGUGGUUUUCGGAGAGAGGGCGCACGGUGUGGCUAGUGUUCUAAACUUGAAGGCCUGGAAGUGAAUUAGAUCCGUGUGGUGUUGUCAGUACCCUGACAGUGCUUCCACAGUGUGAUCUCCCUAUCAAGAUAUUGUCUUUUUUUUUUUGUUGAAGAGAAAUGUUUUUCAUUUGCUUCUUCUUAACCCUGAUAGCUAUGGAAUGUCUAUGAUUUUACUUUUAACAAAGAUAUGCAUAUAUUUUCAAAGAUAUGCAGAUAAUGCUCAAUUUCUGUGUUUGAUUUGAAACUAAUAACAAGACAAAAAGUAAUUUUGGAUGAUACUCUGAACUUGACAAUUUAGUACAUAUUUGAAAUGGUAAGGAGGAAGAACCUUUAUGAGAAAUGUUUACAGUCUUUUGAAGAUAUUUCACUGUUAUUAUCACUGACUUGUUUCUUUUUACUCCAUAUUAAUUUCAGACAUUUAUCAUUCUGGCAGCUUUUACAUUGUUACAUUUACUCAUAAUGUCUUUGUUAUUGUUCCAACUCCUUAGCAAGCGACCAGCUUCAGCAUUUUGCACCAGGGCAUUGUUUGUUUUAGCAAAAUUCUCUAAAUUGUAGAUACUGAUUUACAUUACAGUAACUCUCAUCUUCAUGAAAUACUCAUAACCAACCUUUAAGCACUUUAAAUUCAACAUUUCAAAACAUAUAGGCUUAUGCUAAUUAGUGUUUAUAGAUGUGCUAUGAGUGGUCCGUGUAUAUGGAAGUACAAUAAUGCAAAUCGUUACAGAAUAAGGUACCUCUAAGAUGGUUGUUUACAGUUGACAUCCUCUGCAGCUCCUUUAGACGUUGUGGUUGUAAUACAUUUUACUCUAUAGAAGGACUGUACAUUACAUCUUGGUACAGUCAAUUAUGAGUUCUACAAUGAUUUGUGAUCUUGUUUACACACCAGUUCUAUUUUAAGGGUAAACCUGUGUCUUUUGAAUAGUUCAUGGACAGGAAGUUAACAAAUGUUUGUUUUGUAUUUGCUUAAGUCUGCUGUUCUUUCUUUUUUGUUCAAUAAUGCACUGAAAAACAAAUGAAUAUAGCCAAUGUAUAAAAUCUGUUCCUUUGCUGUGAACUAACCAAGACUUUCCCUGUGUGGAAAAGUGGUGUACGUUUUCUAUAAUACCCGAUAGAAAUGUGGCAAGACUGGAUUUUGUCUUUAGACUUCAGCCAAUCAGAAGUGAGAUAAUGUUGUCAAUUUCUCUGUUUUUCAAACACUUAAACCUAUUUUUUUGUUGCAAACUGUAGCAAAGUAAUCAGAUAUUUGAUUAGUGGAAUCAGAUUAUUUUCCAGCUUGUAAUUAUUGUUCUGGACCCUUAUUUACAAAGAGUCUCAGUGUGCUGAUAUUAGAUCAGUUUUGCCUAAGAUUUGCAUAAUGAAUAACAUAUGGACGGACGGGGGGGACUGAUCCUAGAUCAGCACUCCUACUGAGACACUUUGUAAAUACGAGCCCUGGGUUUCAUGCUUCUUCCUGUGGUCUGGAAUAAUAUGCAUUAGUGUCAGUGCUGUCAUAAUGCUCUCUAUGGAAAUCCCCCAUGUAUCCUCUCCUCCCAUUGACUCUGCUGUCUGUCCGUCCUGAGGGAAAGCUGAUCGGUUCUGACUAUACAGUAACAUGAAAUGAUGAUGUAUCUGCUGUUUCUCUCAUAUCUGAUCGGAUUGAAAUUGCUGACUAAUUACUACUUUUGUAAAUGACCUAUAUUAAUAUGUAUAAUAUGUAGAUGGAUUCAAUAAUGGCUGUAUAUUUGGCAGAUGAUUAUUAUUACUAAUAAAAUGUAUUCCCAAUGAA